Molecule: messenger RNA, 1494 nt
Organism: Setaria italica (foxtail millet)
Lineage: Eukaryota; Viridiplantae; Streptophyta; Magnoliopsida; Poales; Poaceae
Product: G patch domain-containing protein 8
Exons: 7
Coding region: 213-1100 (295 amino acids)
Molecular function (GO): nucleic acid binding
Source: RefSeq, a predicted model, not a curated record
ACAAACCCUGCAGCCGCCGCAAUCCUCCUCCCCCGGCCCCUACCCUCGUCGCUACCUCUUCGUCGGCGCUCCGCCGCCGCCGCCGGCAGCCAUCCUCCCCAGAUCGGCGGCCCAGCCGCAGCCCGCCGCGCGUUCUGCUCCUUCUCCCCACCCUUACGAAACCCCAGUGGAAGCCCCGCCCCCCUCUCCUUCUCCCUUGCUCGCGGCCAGGCAUGGAGAGCAAGCAGCGUGGGAAGGCGGAGGGCGGCGGCGGCGGCGGCGGUCACCGAGUGGAUCUGGAUGAGGAGGACGACCUCGAGGAGUUCCGGCUGCCGAUGAGCCACCGGCCGACCGAGAACCUCGACACGGAGGGCCUCGAGCAGGCCUCCGUCCACACGCAGCUCACCGCGUCCAACGUCGGCUUCCGGCUGCUCCAGAAGAUGGGCUGGAAGACCGGCAAGGGGCUCGGCAAGAACGAGCAAGGUAUACUAGAGCCAAUAAGAGCUGACAUCAGAGAUGCAAAAUUAGGUGUUGGAAAGCAAGAGGAAGAUGACUUCUUCACAUCUGAAGAGAACGUGCAAAGAAAGAAAUUGAAUAUUGAGCUUGAGGAGACUGAGGAACAUAUAAAGAAGCGUGAGGUCAUAGCAGAGCGCGAGCACAAAAUCCGCAGCGAAGUCAAGGAGAUACAGAAGGUGUUCUUUUGCAGCCUCUGCAAUAAGCAAUACAAGCUGGCUCAUGAAUUUGAGAGUCACCUAAGCUCAUAUGACCACAACCAUAGGAAGAGGUUUAAAGAAAUGAGAGAAAUGCAGAGCAGCAGUGGUAGCCGCGAUGACAGGCAGAAACGUGAACAACAACGUGAAGAGAAGGAACUAGCAAAAAUUGCCCAACUGGCAGAUGCUCACAGGAAGCAGCAGAAGCAAGAGAAUUCAGAGGCCCCAGCAGAGGGUGUUGUACCAAAAAACAUCGCAGGCCCUAGCAACCAGGAUCAGCGGCGAACAUUGAAGUUUGGAUUCUCCAAAAUGGCUCCUUCCAAGGCUCCAGUUGGCAAUGCCAGCAAGAGACCAAAGGUUGCUACAAAAGUUUCUUCAGUCUUUGGCAAUGACAGUGAUGAGGACUCGUGAUCUUUGCUGGAGAGUGGUAGCACUUACAAGGAAAAUGACUUCAAAGACCCAUGGAAACGUGAGAUGCCAUGUAUGUAUCGCCUUCUGUUUUGUCACUGGCUUGGCCUCGCUAUGGAUGGUGGCAUCUCCACAGCCUCACGUGAACAAACAAGAACUUGAACACAACCCUGUGAAUUGUAUGAAGUAGAGGGUACAUUGUACAAUGAAAUCUGUAUUGUUUUUGCUAGAUUUUGAAAGCUAUUUGUACCGUUCGUCCUUGCAACUUGCUGGAUUUUGAAAGCUAUUUGUACCAUUCGUCCUUGCAAUCGGACAAUGCCCUUCAAUUUGCAAUCCGCCUUUGUAGUCUGUACAACCAUCGUUUGCUUUUAAUGUUAUACCUUUGUAUUUGAUGCUA